AUGCGACUUUAUUGCAAGCAUAUCGCUACUCUAUCUCAAGCCUAUCGCAGGGCUAUCGCUACUCUAUGGCAAUCUUAUCGUUAUUCUAUCGCUACUCUAUAUCAAGCUUAUCGCUACUCAAUUGCAAGACUAUCGUUACUGUAUGGUAAGCCCAUCUCUACUCUAUCCCUAUCGUUAAUCUAUCGUAGGCCAAUCGCUACUCUAUGGCAAGCCUAUCACCACUCUACUGCUAUUCUGUCGCAAACCCAUCUCUACUCUAUCGCAAUACUAUCCUUACCUUAUAUUCAUCCUAUCGCUAUCUCAACCUUAUCCCUACUCUAUAGAAAGCCAGCUGCUACUUUACAGGAAACUUGUCUAUAUUCUAUCGCUACUCUAUCGCAAGCAUAUCACGACUCUCUGGCAAGCCUAUCGCUAUUCUAUGGCUACUCUAUAUUAAGCCUACCGCUACUCUAUCGCAAUCUGUUCAUAUCUAUAUAUCUCAGUUUGAAUGCUAUCUGUCUAAAUUUUUCUUCAUAUCUAUCUAUCUAUCUAUCUAUCUAUCUAUCUAUCUAUCUAUCUAUCUCGUCUGCCCAUAUCUAUCUAUCUAUCUAUCUAUCUAUCUAUCUAUCUAUUAAAAAAUAUUUUAAAAAAGUGUUGUUUUGCAGUUGGCUCUUUUUUGCUCGCCGAGCUACAAAUUCGUUGAUACCUGCACGAUAUCUAUCAGUUUCAUCAAUCAAUCAAUCAAUCAAUCUAUCUAUCUAUCUAUCUAUCUAUCUAUCUAUCUCAGUCUGUUCAUUAUCUAUCUAUCUAUCUAUCUAUCUAUCUAUCUAUCUAUCUAUCUAUCUAUUCGCUAUCUAUCUAUCUAUCUAUCUAUCUAUCUAUCUAUCUAUCUAUCUAUCUAUCUAUGUUCAUUAUCUAUCUCAGUCUGCUCAUUUUCUAUCUAGCUAUCUCAGAUUUUCCUUAUCCAUAUUUCAAUAUCUAUCUCAAUCUGUUCACUAUCUAUCUAUCUAUCUAUCUAUCUAUCUAUAUCAUAUAUUCAUUAUCUAUCUAUCUAUCUAUCUAUCUAUCUAUCUAUCUAUCUAUCUAUCUAUGUUCAUUAUCUAUCUAGCUAGCUAG
Molecule: messenger RNA, 1095 nt
Organism: Acanthosepion pharaonis
Lineage: Eukaryota; Metazoa; Mollusca; Cephalopoda; Sepiida; Sepiidae
Source: the annotation of a GenBank genome assembly